Messenger RNA from Chlorocebus sabaeus (green monkey), 1288 nucleotides. The record is from RefSeq and is a predicted model, not a curated record. Lineage: Eukaryota; Metazoa; Chordata; Mammalia; Primates; Cercopithecidae.
AUGUUCCCGGCUAAAGGCCUGAGCAGAUCAUCCUGCAGUGAGGGCCAGGAGGCCUUGCUGGUGGCCCACUCUGUGGGGGUCCCCCAGGCUGGUGGGAGAAAACAGUCACCCCAGGGCCCGUCAGGGGUGAGCAGUGGACAGGAGGCAGCGGAGAAGCAGCCGUGCCCGGGGCGGGUGGAAGCUACACUCACCCAGCUCUGGGGCUCCAGCUGUGCCCCAGGCUCCAGCUCCCCUACCCACCCCCCUUGGCGUCCGGCCCUUGGGGAAGCUGAGAGAAAGUCUCGCCUGUUCUGGAUGCCCCAGGCAGGAUCGGCCACAGUGAUCUCCUUCAUGUGUCACCGCUGGCUCCAGAACUCGCACACGGUGAGGAUGUCCAGACCAUUAUUCCUUGAUUGGCCCUAGAAACCCCUCUGCAGCCCCUCCCAAUCUCUCCCACUGACCCAUGGACCAGAAGACUGGAUUUUGCAAUGGAAGGGAAAUUGCAGGCAGCAGACAGCUCUGCACUGUCCCUUUGGCUUUCCUCAGGCACCUCUGAGAGGGAGACAGCCUCUCAGCCAAGUACCCAACAAGGGACAUGAGAAGGCUUCUGCUGUGCAACUGCCAGAGAAACAGGGGACAGAUCAAAGCAGGAGAGGACCAACAUCUGCGGUAACCAAAGCAAGGACAAGUUACCCCGAGUCAGAAAUCUUCAUUGUGUAUCUGUGCAGUUACUUUUGGAACUCAAGUGAAGGACUUUACAUGUCAAGUAAAGAUGUCUUGGUUCCACCUGAAUUCCUUCCAUGUUUUUCAGCGACUGAACCGUUUGGGUGGCCUGGAAGAGCCUGUGAGCUCCCUAGAGAAAGGAGACAGUGUGGAUGGAGAAGAAUCUGGAGUAGAGACAAGUCUGGGGACCCUGCCUUUCAAGUCUUUUGUGUGAGGGCUGCGUUGGUGGCCCAACUAGCCAGGGAAAGGCUAUGGUAUGCGGGGUCAGGCGGGAGUAGGCAGGAAAUGUUUGUGAUAAGAGGCUUUGCCUCUUGCAAGCUCCUCUGGUUUCCAGACCCAGCUGCAGGAUAAGGGCCCAGGAGCUGAGCAGGAAGCCUCAGAGGAGGCUGCUGCAGGAGCCAGCCCUUGGGAUUUCAGCAGGCAGAGUUGCAAUCAGAGGCCCCUGGGGGCUCUGAAGACCAUGCCUGGGGAUAGAAACGACCCUGGGAACCCAGCCAGGGCUGCCUUCCUUUGGGAUCAGGAAUUUCAAUCAUACUUCAGAGGGCCAAAUCAAUCCCUUAAGAAAAGUAAAACAAAACAAACCCCA